UUGCAAGGUACUCCCGGUUUCGUUUGCCUACUGAUCGUUAAGGCAAUAUUCCUGCUAGAUUUAUGUUUGGUUUUCAACAUUAUUAUGUCAUUAUGGUUCAUCAGCUGACGUACUAUUUCUUACUUUCAAAGACGAAAUAUACCCUAUGAGAGAACCUCUUUAUUCCUAAUUAACCUGUAUUAACACAAUAGCAAAGAUUUCAAGUGUCCUAUCCUUAUCGCUCAAAUCUUGGCUCGACACUAAACCUUCAGGAUUCUGUUUUGCCAAAGUGGAUUUCAGAGUUAAUAUCAUUUAAGUUAUUUCUUGACAGAAGUUCGGACCUCGAACCGCCUCUAUUUCACGAUUGGUGGAUAUCAUGUGCUGCAUGAAUUCUCUUCACUAAAGGAAGUUACAGGAAAUUCGACAGUUGGUGCUAACAUAUCUCAAAAUUAUACAUCAGCUACUGUUUUGAGAGCAUGACCAACGAAAUUUCUGGAGUACAGUCAUUAGACGAAUAUCAUGUAUCUUUCGAUUCAUUUCAUUCAGGUGAAACUCCUAAAACCGCAUCUGACGCCACAAAGUUUUUCCUUAUUGAUGCAAAUGAGGUUCUAAAUACUCCCACUGCAAUAUCUAAAACCUCGAGUUCAGGGGGGUUGUUUUUCGCCGAUGAUUUUCAUAAACGUCUCCCUGUCCUCAAUUCACUUUCAAAUGACCAUCAGUCUUCUGGAUCUGUAGGGUCAGAACAUCCUAAUACAACCGAUAAUACGGAAAAAUCCGGUGUUCUGCAUCCAGAUCCUGGGAUUUUACAGACAGAAAACUUGUUCAUAUCUCAGUUUGAAUUAAAUCAACGAUCUUGUUCAUCUCAUUCUGAAGUUAACACAUCAACUGUAUCAUCUGUGUUAUAUUUAAACCAUCUUUCCCCUGACAGUACUACAGCAAAAAUCGAUUCUGUGCCUGUUUCAAUUAAAUUGGAAUCAAGUGGUAAUACUUCAACUUCGUUUCCAUCAGUUAUUUCUAGUAAUGAUAGUAGCACUACAAUUCAACUGAAUGAUUUGCCACUCUUAACUGAUGCACUAUCAUGUCUUGAAAACACAUCUAUAACUGUUGCUCAAACAGCUGUUUCACAUUCGACCUACCCAAUAAAUACAUCUACUACAGCCAGUAAUCUAUCGACGAUAUCUAAUGCUGUUGUCAUCAGUAAUGUCGGCCUUACACAGAAUCCUUGUUUGUCCGUUUCAGCAGACUCUAAUCCUGUUUCUGCAAUAGCUUUCUCAACUAGAAACCAGCCGCCUUACAUACCAGCCCCGCUUGUUCUAGGAAACGGUCUAACACUAACCACACUGUUAACUGCUGAUAACAGUACUGGUCUCCUGACACCUACAACUCCGAACACCGCUUUGUUACCGCUUCUGGCGUCUCCUGGUCCCGGAGGUUUCUAUACACCUGGUUUGUUAACUGGCCUAGCUAAUCCAACCGGUACUUUUUCAUUUCUAUCGCCCGUUCCAAAUUUAUUGGCCAGUGGUAAUGUGGAGGCUACUAAUGUAUCUGUCGGUGAUAGUUUCACCCAGGCUUCUGUUACAGAGGAUACUAUAGUAAAGCAAGAACAUACGUGCUUCACUGAUACAAUAACAGUUGAUAAUGAUCUAAUUAAUACACCGCAUAAAUUUGUUAUAAAUAAUCCUACUGAAUGUACACCAGAUACGACGGUUGUCACGGAAGAUGACAUAGGUAGUAGUGAGUAUUUAUCUAAAUAUACUCUGAAAGGAACUGGGGUCUCAAGAAAGCGUAAAGCGACAACUCGUAAUAAGAGCCGAACAGUUAAAGGAGAAUAUGGAGUUCAUUCUGAAAUAGAAUCUCAGACAGGGAUAACAUCCAAUAUACCUGAAAGAAUAUCAGAAAAGCCCCACAAAUGCACUUCAUGUAAUAAAUGCUUUUCGCGGUCGGACGAACUUACGCGACAUGCGAGAAUUCACACUGGUGCAAAACCUUUCAAGUGUGUUGAAUGUCAAAGGGAAUUUUCGCGUUCAGAUCAUCUAACUACACACAUGCGAACGCAUACAGGUGAACGACCGUUUGUUUGUGAUAUAUGUGGUCGUAGUUUUGCUCGUUCGGAUGAACGUAAGCGUCAUACAAAAGUGCACCAAAAGAGUAAUCAAAAACCUUCUAACUGUGAUUCGAAAGUUAGUGUAACUAAAAGUCCAGUAGCUCUAGCUUCUGGUCCUAAGACGAACUGUAGUGGGAAACGUAACCUUCCACAUGCGACAAAAUGCUAUGACACAGUUAAAACUUCUCGUAAAUUGAAAAUAGAAGACUUGGCAGAUAGCUCUACUUUUCAGUCUAAUCCUUUGGGUGUGGAAAAAGUAAGUGUACUUAACGAUGGAAUCAACGUUAAUCAACCUGUUACGGAACAACGACUACUUUUCGCUACCUGUGAUUCUCAUCCUGGGCAGGUUACUUUACAUGCUUUUCCUAGUGCUACAGGUCUCGGUGGCUCCAGUGUCAUAUCACCCCACUCGCAAUUAGUUUUCGCAGCUUUACCUUCUAUGUCACUCUCCGCAGUCCCUGUUUUGAGUCAAGUUAAUACUGAGUUUGCGAACACUUUUAAUCUCGCCACUGGAACGUUCGCUACCCAGCCUCAUGGUCACUUUUUGGCAGUUUCAUCCACACCACUUUCAAGCUGUAUUCCCAAUUCCUCAACCGAAGGUAACAUAGUAGUAUCACAGAACCCAACCGCUUCUACAGUUUCACCAAGCUUUGCGGUUUUAACUACUAUUCCAUCACAGCAUCAAAAUGAAACGAGUGCGGAAUGUGUGCAUGGAACUUCCGUGAACAAUGUCAUAGCAUCAACGUGCAUCACAACACCGACCAUGCCGAAUUGUUACACUAUCCGUGCUUCACUUUUUCCCCAGCCAGUUCAAGCGUAUCCUUCCGGAUUUCACCAUCCUCAAACCUCACCCUAUUUCACUGCCAUAGCAUGUUCCCCGGACGGCCUAAACGCUAAUCAAACUGGUGCAUUUUUCGCUCCUAUGAUAGCUGCCACUCAGUUACCCACUAAUACGACUGUUUCAGGCACCGAUCUUCCAACUAGCUUCCAUCCAGCACAACCUAAUCUUCAGCCGGAAUUCGUAGCUACAGCUGAUGGUAUUUCUUCAACUAGUUUACUCACAGGUACCCCAACAUGUAUUUUCAUCACUCCGAAUCCAUAAGAUGCUUUAAUGCCUUUACUGUCUCAUAACUUUACUCAACAUACAUAAAUAAUAUCUAUUUCCUUGCUGUCACUGUGUUUUGCUGUUUGCUGAAUCUGUGAUUUCGGUUCACGACUUUGAGUGUCUAUGUAGGGCUGUGUUAUAUAUUUACUUCGUUAUAUUUUUCGCAUGUUGAUUUAUAUAAACAAGCAAUUACUUUUUUAUUUUAUGAAAUAUUGACAUUUGGCAUGUAAACUAUUGUAAAUGAAGUCUAAUUGAAUCUUGUAUUAGUAAUCAUAUACUCUAACUUAUCUUGCAAAACUGAAUACUUUGUUUUAAUCUGUGUCAGGUUUUUUGUUUCACAACGAAAUUUUUUUGUACAAUUAGUUUCGUUUGUAUUUAUUAUGCAUGCGAAUCUAAGACUAUCUCAUAUUUUUAACUUGUAAAUGUUUCUUUUUUAAACAACCUCACUUUUAUUGUUCACAAAUUGUUUCUAUACAGUAGUAAAUUAUUCCCCAUUCCUAAUUCCAUAGAUAUUAUUUAAAGCAGUAUUUUACGUGAGUUUAUUAUCUCCCAUAGAAGCGCCCCUUGUAUUUCUUGAUAUAUGUACACGUAGUUAUUGUUUUACUCCCCAAUGUCCUUUCAAUGUUUGUUUAUUAUAAUUAUCAUUCAUUUUGAGAAUUCAAAAAAAAAAUGCUUUUUAAUUUCAAUACAUAAUAUUAAGCACUUUAGCACAAAGUGCUUGUUUUUUUUAUCGUCUUACAGUAUUAUCUUAUACUUUGGUAAUGUAUUGUUGAAUUUUGUGCUUAUAUAUAUAGUUGAUAUGAUGUAUAUCGCUUGUUACCAUUCAAAAACAUAAAUCUUCAGAUUAUUUGGGACUUAUUAGAUACGUUGUAAAAAAGAGCUGUAGUAUCGAUCGAUUUAUAUAGUUGAUUGUUUCACUUGAAAUUAAAGUACCCACAAAAUGAAAAUUCAAUUCUAACUAUUGGAAUUUGUCGUGUCACUAAACUCACAUCUAUUCAUUCACAGUGCGUAUCUAUUGUCUAGUGAUAUUGUUUAUUGAGACAGUUACUGAAUUAUGCCCGAAUCUGCUUUUCUUACUGACAGACUCUAAAUUUCACAAUUCUGUGUUAUAAUUCACCAUAAGUAACCCGAAAUAAUUUUUAAAGUGUUGGUUAUGAAUUUAUUAGGAUUGUG
Molecule: messenger RNA, 4361 nt
Organism: Schistosoma turkestanicum
Lineage: Eukaryota; Metazoa; Platyhelminthes; Trematoda; Strigeidida; Schistosomatidae
Source: the annotation of a GenBank genome assembly